Molecule: messenger RNA, 1727 nt
Organism: Procambarus clarkii (red swamp crayfish)
Lineage: Eukaryota; Metazoa; Arthropoda; Malacostraca; Decapoda; Cambaridae
Source: RefSeq, a predicted model, not a curated record
CCGUCCUCUUGGCUCCCCGCUAAGUCCUCGCUGCUCCUGGCUGCCGCCUCGCGCACACGCUGCCCUCAGACGGCAGCGGGACUCCUCGGCCGCUGGAGCACACCCUCGCCAAGGCCCUCCUGAACUCCCAGUAUUCUCACUAUAUUUAUACUUAACCGGAAAUGUUUCGUAAGGCUGGUUCUGGUUUGAUGUGGUGACCCCUCGACCAUCAUGCCUUGGAAAACUGUUACGUUUAUUUACUUCGAAUUGAACAGAAAAUGUAAUCAAAAGGUGCACUGAAGAUAAUUCUUCGUAAAAUUGUACAAAAGUUCUGACAAGAUUUGGUGAGAGGUGAGAAACGAAUUCAAAUUUGAAAGGAAUUUUGGCAAACUUCUUCAUCACAGACGUCAAGGAGAGACUGUAGCGGCGGAAACGUUCCAGACAUGAAGAACCCCCUCUGGCAGCAGAAGGCUCUGGCGCCUCUCCGGAGGUAUGGAUACCAGGAUUCUGGAUUCCAGUGUUUCGUGAUGGUGGCAAUCCUGGCUCUUAUACUCCCCACUGCCGUCCGAGCUUCCAGUACCCCUGUCACACCACCAGUCCACGACGACCCAGCUCGCCUGUCACCCUCGACAGUUGUCGACAAGUACCCGUCACCUGAUUUCCAAGACGGAGCCAAGGUCGAUGACUACCCUUCGCAUAUCCUUCAAGAUGAGACCCAAGUCACACAGGAGGAGGAGGAGUACCGACCCAGCUCCUUGAAGGACUAUCCUCGAGACUCUGAUGCCUCCGAGGGCUACGAGAACAUCUUCGUCAGGCCGCCGGUAGGUCCCCAGGACGCCGUCAGACGCCCGCGGCAGAAAGAGACUGUCUUCGAGGGCGUCAGAAAAACCGUUCUCCAUCAAGUAGAGCGCCAGGGGAGCGCGCUAGGUCGGGAUGCCAGUGCCAUGAACCUACAGUCACUGGAGGUGGCACUACUCUCCCUCGCCAUCCUCACCUUCGCCGUCUUCAUCAUCGACCUCGUCCAGGAUCUGCUCAGGGGGACCACCAGCGGACGUAGUCACCGAGGCUCUCAGGACGACGCCGACGACGGCCUGGCCGACCUGAUCGUCCUGACGCUGUCCUCCCUGGACACGGUGUCCUACGGCAGGGAGCACCCGGACUGUGGCAAGAAGCUCCUCUGUCACCUCAACCGCUCCGGCUGGCACACUGGCAUUCUUGGCACCGCCUCCAACUACUUCGUCAGCCUCCUCCUGACCGUGUACUCGCCGACCUCCGGCUUCCAGAAGAACCUGGAUGCCGCCAACUACGGCCGAGAGAGUGAGGAGUGUACGGACCGGUACUCCACCUGCCCCUCUGUCCUGGGCGACCUCCUGCCCUCCGCUCCGUGAUGCCCUCCACAUUCUCCACCUUCCCUCCAGCUCCUCUACCCUCCCUCACCUCCUCCACUCGCCCUGCCCUUAUCUCCCUCGCCAUAUUCAGCCCUCCGGAGGAAGAGGAGGGUUAUGUAUAUAACCCUUAUAUUAUAAGGGUGAUCUUAUAUGACCCUUAUAUUUUAUAUCAUGAAUAUUCGACGUUCUCAAUGCAACAAUAACAGGUGUCAGUUCUACUACAACAAUUGAUGUCACACCCAGCGCCACUACAGCUGUCGGCCCCACAACAACAGCUGUCGGCGCCACAUCAACAGCUGUCGGCGCCACAUCAACAGCUGUCGGCGCCACAUCAACAGCUGUCGGCGCCACAUCAACAGC